Polypterus senegalus (gray bichir) is the source of this 1790-nucleotide messenger RNA. RefSeq names its product chromosome 12 C15orf39 homolog (gene prmt2ip). The coding region runs from base 208 to 1677 and encodes 489 amino acids. Lineage: Eukaryota; Metazoa; Chordata; Cladistia; Polypteriformes; Polypteridae. The transcript is spliced from 2 exons. The record is from RefSeq and is a predicted model, not a curated record.
ACCCUCAGAGAUUCCCGGCCGGACGGCGCCGGUCAGGUCUGCCCCUUGUAUGAGCCGAGUCCCCUGCCGUGUCUCAAGCUCUCGGCCAUUAAGCUCAUUUUGCCCGAUAUUGUCAAGACGGCGCCCCCUAGUGUUCCAGAUUGUUCUCUUCCGGUAGGAGAUGGCAGUGUCAAUGAAAAGUCUCAGAGACACUCGUUGCGCUACUUCAUGGAGCUCCACCACUCCCUCUGCAAGCUCAUCGACGGCGCCUUCGCUGUGUGCAGCAAGGAGGAGCUCGGCAGCAUCCUGGCAAAAAUGGACGCCGUGCCCACCAAGCCCAAGAGCAUUCCACAAAUUCUGGAGGUGUUCAGAUCGUCCCGUGGAAAAGAGAUGUCGGCGAAGAGCGGGGAAAUCUCGUCUGCCCUGAGCUGCGUCCUCUCUCAGCUCGAGACCUACAUUUACAUUCGCAAGUGUCCGUUCCCCCACGUGAUCCGGACGGGCACCAUCUUCAUUCCUAUGUUGGUGGUUAAGGAGACUUUGUUUCCCCAGCUGGAGGGGGCGCUGGUUGACCAGGUGCUCCAGGAGCACCGGGUGGAGCUGAGGCCCACGACGCUGUCAGAGGAGCGCCACCUCACCCAGGUGCAGCAGCGUGGCUGCUCGUCCAAACUGCGGCGGCUGCUGUCCCUCAAACACCUGCCCGGCAUCUACCCCGACCUGCUGAAGCUCUACUGUGACGCCAGCCUGCGGACCCACCUGGGCACAGAAUGCGACGCCCCGGUCCAAACGGAGCCCUCGGAGACCCCAGCAAGCCCCCCUCCGCAUCACGGACAUCAAGCAACAGCCAAGCAGCUGCGGCCUGGGCUCCACUUCCAAAGAAAGAGAAGGAAGGGGCGACGACGAAACCCAUUGAACAGGACCUUUGUGGGCGCUUCUGAAAAAGACGCCGCCAUCCGGGUUAGGGACAAGAGGGGCAGACUGAAGGCUGCCACGCUUAGGGGGAGCUCGUCUUUUCGAAACUCGAGCCAGGUGACUGUGCAGCAAAUAAAGUCGCAAAAGUUACUCAAAGGCGUCUGGGGCCGGAGAAAGAAAAAGCCUGGCAUGGGGGGCAAGACCAAGCAAAAGAGGGCCUUUGAGAAGAGCCGCGCGGCGGGCCUGGUGCUUAAGCUGAAGCGUAUGCCUUUGAGAGGCCAGGCCGGUGGCCGGGAGCGCGGCUUCUCGCCUCAAGAGUCGUGUGGGAUCAAAGUGCAGCUCACCGAGGUCACCAGCGAGCAAAGUGGCCCGGCUCCAAAGAAGCCACUGCCCAGGUUGGCCCACGCUGCCCUGUCGUCAAAAAAGCUGCGUGCCUCCGCCGUGGCGGGCAGCCUGCGGUCCACCCGCAGCACCUCCAAGGUCCUGCACUUGCGCAGGUCGGUCGUGCAGAUCAAGUUUCGCCGCCUGCUGUCGUUGCGACCUGGCACACCUCGAGGCCGGAGGCGGGCAGGCUACCCGGACCUUGUGGGCAAGCGCAUUCGCCACCUCUAUGAGGAGAAAGACAAGUCGGAAGUGUGGUACCAGGGCAUGGUGGUGCGUGUGCACGAGAAGCACCCAAACCCCCUGAAGACCGUUUACGAGGUGAAAUACGACAGCGAGCCCGAGUGGCAGUACUACCUGGAGCUGCUGCAGGAUUACCGCAAGGGUUGGCUCGUCCUGGACGACUGACGGCUGCCCGGCUCCACCACGUUGACGCCAGCUGUGCGUCUAUGGCCCCCAUUUUUCGUUUGUGUGAAUGACAAUUUUUGUACAAGUCCAAUAAAUGUGUUGUUUUUCAGUGA